UAUUCCACAGCUACUGAUCUCCUCUCCUCCCUGUUCAGUGUACGAGCAGCAAGAUGCUGCCGAGUGCUUCGAGAAGAUUUUAGCUCUGACCAGUUCUGAAGCAUCACAGAUGUUCCAUGGAGAGUUGACACGCACGAUCACAUGUUCUCGGUGUCACACAGAGAAAAGCACAGAUGGGAGAUUUUUGCAUCUUCCUCUUGAAUUGGUGGAUUCCAACAGUGAAUACUACAGAGUGGUGAGAACCUGACUUGAGCCUGAACAGCACAUUUUAAAUAGCACAUUUUAAAUUAUAUAUAAAUUAAUCACAUAUCCCAUUGGCUUUACCUAAGUAAUGUCUCCUUCUGGAGUCCACAGAUAAAUGUUCCUGCACUGCCCUCUCCUGGAAUUGUUGAAAACCUUCAAACCUGCUUUGUCACCUUUAGCCCUCUUGCCAUCAUUAAUGGCUUCAGGAGCCAGUUUCAUGUGUUUCAUUAGGUGCAUGGCAUCCAGGAGUAUUUCCAAACCUCAUAUUUCAGCGGAGACAACCAGAUGUACUGUGAACACUGUGACGCCAAAUCUGAUGCCACUAUCGUGAGUUAUGAAUCAUGUGCACUAAAGGACUAUAACAAGAUGACAACAAUACAACACAUGUUUCAUUCAGGAAUGUGUAAUGAAGGAUCAUCCAGAUGUUUUGGUGCUGCUGCUGAAGAGGUUUUACUUUGACUACUAUUACAUGUCAAAAGUCAAAAACAACCGUGCGGUGCUUAUUCCCCACUCCCUACAAUUCCAACAGAAUCAGACGUAUGAGGUGUAUGCGUACGUGGAGCACUUUGGUGAUCUUAGAGGUGGACAUUACACAGCAACGAUAAAGUCCCAGGACGAUGAGAGGUGGUACAACUUCAAUGAUGGCAGCGUCACGUUGCUUGAUAACCAGCCGUUCCAGACCAGCAGAACUGAGAAAUCCCUGAGUGUUAAUCUUCUAUUUUACAUGAAAAAGAAAACUGCAUACUCCAGAGAGGUGAUCUCCGAUGGGUUCUCUCCACCUGCAAACAGAGGCGAUGUUACCGAUGUCAGACUGUUCUCAGUAGGAACCCAACUUGGAAAAAGCAAAGAGGAUCAGAAUUGUGAGCGAGGAAAACAGAAACCUGUUUGGAACAGACCACAGAAGGGUUUCAUUCAGAACAGAAUAGAUCCUGAACACAACCAUAAAAAAGAAGCCAGAAACAGGCCUCUGAAACGUGAUUAUCCUCGAGAUUGUGUGGAGGGACCGAGAGAUAAUGAAAGAACUGAUUGUAAAGAAAAGAGAAAAUUAUGGAAAGGGACUGCAAAGCACCUACAAGAUGAAGGAUUGGACACAGUUGAUGAUGAUGAGGGAGGUCAACAGGAACAAUAUUAUGUUGGUGAGAAGAAAAAGAGAGAGGGUGAGAGGAAGGAAAAAGACAAGAAAGAAGGACGUACUGGGGAGGGAAAACGACACACUGUCAAACAUGGUUUGUUGUUCAAACCUGGAGGCUUAAGGAGGAUGUACAAAAGACCUCAGCAACAGAAAGAGGAGAGGAGGAAUGUGAAGAGAGACAAGGAACGGAGGAGAGGAGGUGAUGGACCUGCACAAGAGAAAGUAGAGAAAAGGGUCAAAGAGAAUAGAAAUAAAGGAGAUGCUCAGUAUAGUCAAAUGAGACAAUCAGACAGGAGGAGACAGGCAGCGAACCAGGGGGACAGCAGUGCUGGAUAUGAAGAGGGGGUUAGGAAAGAUAGCAGUGAGGUGAUGAACAGAUGGAAGAAAACUGUGGAGAAAACCCCACAGAACACUUCAAGGAAUAGAGAGACAAUCAAAAGACAAUCUGACCCGAAACCAGAUGGAAGUUCGGCUCUGACGAAGGGCCUGAGCAGCAUGAAGGUGAACGAGUCGCCUUCUCCAGAGUCACAGCAACGCAGAGCUGGAAACACACAGGAGGAGAAUGAGACAAGCGCUGCUCCUCAGUCGAUAGGAGAACAUGCAAAGAAACCAAAAAACAAGAAAAGGACACCUGGCUGUUUUUUUUUCUUCCAAAAAAAAGACCAGAAUUCAGAUUCGGAAUAA
Paralichthys olivaceus (Japanese flounder) is the source of this 2059-nucleotide messenger RNA. NCBI's taxonomy places the organism in Eukaryota, Metazoa, Chordata, Actinopteri, Pleuronectiformes, Paralichthyidae. The record is from RefSeq and is a predicted model, not a curated record.